Drosophila bipectinata is the source of this 2854-nucleotide messenger RNA. RefSeq names its product buttonhead (gene btd). Gene Ontology annotation, molecular function: RNA polymerase II cis-regulatory region sequence-specific DNA binding; DNA-binding transcription factor activity, RNA polymerase II-specific. The record is from RefSeq and is a predicted model, not a curated record. NCBI's taxonomy places the organism in Eukaryota, Metazoa, Arthropoda, Insecta, Diptera, Drosophilidae. Gene Ontology annotation, biological process: regulation of transcription by RNA polymerase II.
AAACUAAACAAAAAAAAAAAAAUAUCUGAAAAAACGAAAACUAUCUGUGGAAAUGUGCAUCAAAUUUUGAGAAGAAAAACAAUAUCCGGAACAUCUACAACAUACAACUUGCAACAGCAAGUGGCAGUAGCAACAUCUUAGACACCAGCAAACGGUAGCAAUUUGCAACAAGAGAGAGCUUUCAAAAUGAUCGAUGCGGCAUGCAAUUAUCUGAAUCCCUAUGCGACGCAGCAACAGCACGCGCAGCAGCAACACAUCCACAACAUGCAACAGCAGCAACAACAUCAGCUCCUCCCGCAGCACCACUUGCAACAUCACCUGCAACACCAGCAGCAACAGCAACAGCAGCAGCAACAACAACAACAGCAACAUCAGCUUUUACCCCAACAACAACAACAACAACAGCAGCAACAGCAACAGCCACAACAACAACAUCACGACUUCCUUAGCGCCGCUCUACUAUCCGCCCCCUCAUCCCUCUCCGGAUCAUCAAGCUCCUCCGGCUCUAGUUCCGGCAGCUCUCCGCUAUACGGUUCCGUUUCCGUAUCCACCAAGUCGGCGCCCAUGAAGCUGGAAAUGCCAUAUCCCCAGGCCUCCUCCACCGGCACCGCCUCCCCCAACUCCAGCAUCCAGUCCGCCCCCUCCUCCGCCUCGGUGUCGCCCAGCAUCUUCCCCUCGCCCGCCCAAUCCUUUGCCUCGAUCACGGCGAGUCCCACAACGCCCGUAUCCGGAGGCACUGGCUCCAACUCGGUCAUCGGUAGCAUGUCGGUAGCAGCAGCAGCAGCGGCGGCAGCCGCAACGGCAGCAGUUACGGCAGGAUCAGUGUCUGGAGCUGGAUCCGGUUCAGGAUCCGUAUCCGCCGCCUCAUCACCCUCCUCGGCCGCAUCGGCGGCAGCAGCAGCGGCGGCGGCGGCAGCGGCAGCAGCGGAUUUGGGGGCAGCAGCGGUGGCAAGUGCCGCCUAUGGAUGGAAUACCGCAUACUCCGGACUUCCAGCAAGAAGCCAGUUCCCGUAUGCCCAAUACGCAUCCGAUUAUUAUGGCAAUGCUGUGGGAAUGUCCUCAUCGGCGGCCUGGUUCUCGCACCAGGAGCGCCUGUACCAGCCAUGGAGCUCACAAAGCUAUCCGGGCUUCAAUUUUGACGACAUUGCCUUCCAGACACAGUUGCAACGUCGUUCGGUGCGUUGCACGUGCCCCAAUUGCACCAACGAGAUGAGCGGCCUGCCCCCGAUCGUCGGACCCGAUGAACGUGGUCGCAAGCAGCACAUCUGCCACAUUCCCGGCUGUGAACGGUUGUACGGCAAGGCGUCGCAUCUAAAGACCCAUCUGAGGUGGCACACCGGUGAGCGGCCGUUCCUGUGCCUCACGUGCGGCAAGCGAUUCUCCCGAUCGGAUGAACUGCAGCGCCACGGCCGGACACAUACCAACUAUCGCCCCUACGCCUGCCCCAUCUGCUCCAAGAAGUUCUCCCGCAGCGACCAUCUCAGCAAGCACAAGAAGACCCAUUUCAAGGACAAGAAGAGCAAGAAGGCCCUUGCCGCGGAGGCCAAGGAACAGCAGGCGGUCAUCAAGCAGGAGAAGAAGGACAAGAAGUCACUCGGCAAGUCACCCCUCACCCCGCCCGUCGAGUUCAAGCAGGAGCAGUCGGAGAAUCCUCUGGUGAACUACACGCCCUAUGGAAACUAUGUGAGUGGAGGAGCGGCCGGAGGAGCGGCAGCUAAUCAGGCACCACCACCACCGCCCCCGCUCUUCCAGCAACACCAGAUGGUGGGCGGCGGCGGUGGCGCCACCUAUGAGCCCUGGAACCGUGCCACUACCUCGAACUCUGCCUCCCGAUCCACUUCCUCCUCGGCGGCCAGUUCCCCAGCGGUGGGCGGUGCCGCCUCCUCGCCCGCCUCUGCCUCCGCCUCAGCCUCCGCCUCUGCAUCCACCUCCGCCUCGGCUUCGGCCUCGGUUUCUGCCACCGCCUUGGCCCAGCAUCACUACGCCGCCCUGGCCAUGCAAAGUGAAUCCCAGCUGGCGGCCGAAUACGGCCUGACGAUGAGCGGCCUGGCGAGCGGUGCUAGCCAGGACUCCAGCUCCAGUUGCCACAUGAAGUCCGAGUAUGCGGCGGCGGGCUAUCCGCCAGAGUUUGGAGCAGGAACCGCCGGUUAUGGCUAUCCUCCGCACCAUCCCCACCAUCACAAUGCCUGGGCAGCAGCCUAUCAUCCACAUGCGGCCACCUAAGCUCCUCCAACCGCCACCAAUUGUUGAAUCAUCAAAUGCCAUAAAAAAACCCAAAAGACAAAAACCUAAGGCAGCAAGUGUAGUGUGUUUUUUUUUUCAGUGUGUUAUUGUUGAUAAAAUAUAUAUAUAUAUAUAUAUUAUAUAUUAUAUUUAAUGAAAACUAAGUGUUUGUUAGCCUUUAAGAUAAUGAAUGGAAAAUAUUUGCAAACAAAAGGAAACAAAAAAAAAACUAUAUAGUAUAUUCUAUGAUUGUAUAUCCUAGCUAGUUCUAAGGACAUGAAUUUUUUUCUUCCCCAAAAAAUACUAGAAAACACUAGAAAACCCAUUUUUUUUUCAAAAUCCCCCCAAAACUAGUUAAGAAUUUUUUUUUGCAUGUCUGUAAAUAUUUUAGCAAUAUUUAAGCCAUAUAUAUAUAUUUAGAAAACUUACAAGAAUCACAAAAAAAUAUGAAACCAUCUAGUUGUGUACCAUAAUAAUUGUUAAUUGUCUUUAAGAUAAAUUAUAUUAAAAACAAAAUGCUAAAAAAAAAAAAACUACAACCACAACCAAGGCGACAACAAAUUCCCAAAAAACAACAAAAAUCCUAACAAUAAAAAAAAACGAACAAAAUUAUAUUGGAAAACAAAAGCAA